Messenger RNA from Trifolium pratense (red clover), 4182 nucleotides. RefSeq names its product putative disease resistance RPP13-like protein 1. Gene Ontology annotation, biological process: defense response to other organism. The record is from RefSeq and is a predicted model, not a curated record. Gene Ontology annotation, molecular function: ADP binding. Bases 132 to 3905 code for a protein of 1257 amino acids. The transcript is spliced from 2 exons. NCBI's taxonomy places the organism in Eukaryota, Viridiplantae, Streptophyta, Magnoliopsida, Fabales, Fabaceae.
UUAUUUCUUACCUACUUGCAUUGAAAAACAACAACUGUUAACUGCAAUUAGUAACUCUAAAAAUCAGAGAGUUGCAUUGCGUUGUAUAAGCAACACUGUAUUUUGUUGUGCUUUGUGAAGCUAACCAACUUAUGGCAACUAUUGUGGUAGAAGCACUCCUUUCAGCUUCUGUGGAGGUGUUGUUGAAAAAGAUUGUUUCUGGUGAGUUUCUGGACUUCUUUCGGAGCACAAAACUUGAUCUUUCACUCUUGGAAAAGCUUAAGAUAACACUGUUGAGUCUUCAAGCUGUACUUCAUGAUGCUGAGGAGAAACAAAUCUCCAACCCUGCUGUCAAGGAAUGGCUGGAUCUGCUGCAAGAUGCUGUCUUUGAAGCUGACGAUUUGUUUGACGAAAUCAACACUGUGGCGCUGCGGUGCAAAGUGAAAGCCAAGUAUAAAGGCAAAACUGCUACUGCUAAGGUGCGGAACAUCCUUUCUUGUCGUUUCAAACGGUUUAAUGGGGUGAUCAAUUCUAAAAUGCAAAAAUUAUUUAAAAGAUUAGAAUUUUUGAGAAAACAGAAACUUGGAUUAAAAGAAGGUAUUUCCUCCAGUGUUUGGCAUCAAACUCCUACAAGUUCUGUAGUAGAUGAAUCUUCCAUUUAUGGUAGAGAUAGUGAUAGAAAGAAACUCAAAGGUUUCUUACUAUCAGAAGAUGCUGGUUGUAAAAUAGGAGUUGUCUCUGUUGUGGGUAUGGGAGGGUUGGGUAAAACGACUCUUGCUAAACUACUUUACAAUGAUCAUGAAGUGAAAGAAAAGUUUACUUUGAAAGCAUGGGCACAUAUCUCAAAGGAUUUCGAUGUUGUCAGGGUCACUAAAACCCUUCUCGAAUCUAUCACUUCAAGAACAAUUGACAAUGAUUCUCAACUUCUUGAAUCAGUCAAUUUAAAAGGAAAUGAUAGUACUAAUGACUUGAAUACUCUACAAGUGCAAUUGCAGCGAUGUCUAAGCAAUAAAUUGUUUCUGCUAGUAUUAGAUGACAUAUGGUAUGGGAGCUAUGUGGAUUGGAACAAUCUAAUGGCCAUCUUUAAUGUUGGAGAAACAGGAAGUAAGAUCAUCAUCACAACACGUGAUGAAAGAGUUGCACUAGCCAUGCAAACAUUUCUUCCUAUCCACUCUUUGACACCUCUUGAAAGUGAGGAUUGCUGGUCUAUACUUGCCAAACAUGCAUUUGGAGCAAGUAACUACCAACAACGGUCCAAUCUAGAAGAAAUUGGUAAAGAUAUUUCCAAAAAAUGCAAUGGCUUACCAUUAGCUGCAACCACACUCGGGGGUCUUCUUCGCAUCAAAUUGUCGCAAGAUUACUGGAAUGAUGUAUUAAAAAGUAGCAUUUGGGAAUUGACAGAUGGUGAGGUGCAACCAGCUUUGCUAAUGAGCUAUCGUUAUCUUCCAGCUCCUUUAAAACGAUGUUUUGCUUAUUGUUCACUUUUUCCAAAGAGCUCUAUUUUAAAGAAAAAUAUGUUAGUUCAGUUGUGGAUUGCAGAAGGCUUAGUACUUCAGCCCAACGGUGAGAAAAGUUGGGAAAAAGUAGCAGAUGAAUACUUUGAUGAACUAGUGUCGAGGUCGCUGAUACAGCAACGAUGUGUUGAUGGGAAAACAAAGUUUCAAAUGCAUGACCUCAUCAUUGAUUUAGCUACAAUGGUUUCGUCUUCAUAUUGUAUCAGGUUGGACGAAGAGAAGCUACAUGAAAGGACACGUCAUUUGUCAUACAAUAGAGAGGAAUUUGAUCCAUACAACAAAUUUGAUAAAUUGCAUAGGUUAAAAGGUCUACGAACCUUCCUUUCGUUACCAUUACAAGAUUCUCGGAACUGGUAUUACUAUUCUGUGUCCGACAAGGUCAUUUGUGACUUGUUGCCAGCCAUGAAACAGUUACGCGUGUUGUCUUUGUCAUGCUACAAAAGCUUCACUGAGUUGCCCACCUCUAUUGGAAAUUUGAUAUACUUGCGAUACUUGAACCUCUCUCACACUUGGAUUAAAAGGCUGCCUUCUGAAAUAUGCGAGCUUUACAAUAUGCAAACCUUGUUAUUAACAGAAUGUAGAAAUCUCAUUGAAUUGCCGGAGGACAUGGGAAAAUUGGUGAAUCUUCGACAUCUUGACAUCAGAGGCACUUGGCGGUUGAUGGAGCUGCCAGUACAAAUAGCCAAACUAGAAAAUCUCCAAACAUUGUCUGACUUUAUUGUCGGUAAGCAACAUGAUGGAUUAAAGGUCGGAGAGCUGGGAAAAUUUUCCCAUCUACAUGGGAAGCUUUCCAUCUCACAGCUACAAAAUGUUACUCACCCAUCUGCUGCUUUUCAAGCAAAUUUGGAGAUGAAAAAACAAAUUGACGACUUGAUACUAGAAUGGGAAAGUGAACUAGUUUGCGCAACUCCUUCAGAUCCACAAAUUGAAAAUGUUGUACUUGAACAGCUGCGGCCUUCAACAAAUUUGAAGAAACUCACAAUCAAAAACUAUAGUGGAAACACCUUUCCAAAUUGGUUGAGUGAUUCAUUAUUUGGCAACAUGGUGUAUUUAAAGAUCUCGAAUUGUCGUAAUUGUUCAUGGUGUCCUCCACUUGGACAAUUAGGUAAUCUGAAAGAACUCACUAUUUCUCUGAUGCCAUCAAUAAAGACAGUUGGUAAUGAGUUCUAUGGAAGUGGUAGUUCUUGUUCGUUUCAAUCAUUUCCCUCCUUGGAGAUACUACAAUUUAAGGAGAUGUCGGAGUGGGAGGAAUGGAAGUUGAUUGUAGGUACAUCGACAAAGUUUCCUAGUCUUCUACAUCUAUCAUUGGAUACAUGUCCAAAACUCAAAGGAAACAUACCUCACAGUCUUCCAUCCUUAACUGAACUUAAGUUACAAGACUGUCCUCAUCUCGUAGAGUUUGGGAAUUCAAAUGAUAAUAGCAACAAUAUGAUUAUAAUGCCAUCAUCAGAUGUGGUAUUUCGACGACUGAUGUUGUCUCCUCUCAAUUCUCUUCUAAAGUUGACCAUAAGUUGCUUUCCAUAUCUGACAUCCUUCCCGAGAGACGGUCUACCAAAAAAUUUACAAUCUCUCACUAUCUUUCGUUGUAACAAUCUAGAAUUCCUUUCUCAUGAAUCCUUGCACAAUCACACAUCGCUCGAGGAAUUGAAAAUAUCUCAUAGCUGCAAUGCAAUGACAUCUUUUAGCUUGGGUUCUCUCCCUGUCCUAAAGAGUCUCUUUAUUGAAAGAUGUAAAAAUCUGAAAUCGAUAUCAGUUGAAGAUGUGCCACAACAAAGUCUCUUGUUUCUUACAAGCAUUAAAAUAAAACAUUGUGAUGAACUGCAGUUUUUUUCACUUGGUGGAUUUCCUACACCUAACCUCAUUUAUUUUGAGGUGCGCUUUUGUAAGAAGCUUUGUUCAGUACCAGAACCAAUGAACAAUCUAGCUGGCCUUCAAGUAAUGAAAAUUGACGGACUUCCAAAUCUGCAAUCUUUUGCCAAAGAUGGUCUACCUAUCAAUUUAGUGCAACUCAGUCUUGGCUCUGUUGGAGGGAUCUUGUGGAAUACAACUUGGGAACGUCUCACUUGUCUCUCGUUGCUGGUAAUUAAAGGUGAUAGGGUGAAUGUGCCGAUGAAAAUGGAUGUGCCACGGCUACCUGUUUUUCUCAAUUCUUUAAAGUUACAUGAUCUUGAUGAUAUAGAAUGCUUGGAUGGGAAGUUGCUUCACCAUCUCAUCUCUCUCCAAAAACUUGAGAUUACGUCCGCUCCCAAGCUCAAGUUGCUUCCAGAUGAGGGAUUACCCUCCUCUCUUUCGGUAUUAAGUAUUGUAGAUUGUCCAUUGCUGGAAGCAAGUUUGCAGAGGAAGCGAGGGAAAGAGUGGCGUAAGAUUGCUCACAUUCCCUCCAUAAUUAUCAACUACAAAGUGAUCACAUGAAUAUAUCAAGUGUGAUUGACUUGUCUGAUGGGCACCAAGAUGAUCCAAUGUUCAUCCUUCCUUGCCAUAUUAAAGCAAAAUUGAAGACUAUGGCCUCUGGAGGAAGUAAUCGAUAUGGUUAAUGAAGUGAUUGAUAAAACAGUUCAACUUCAAUCUCAGUUUCGGUGCAUUCUUGUUGAUCUAGUGGAUGUGAAUAUUGUCUUUUGUCUUUUGUGAAUCCAUGUUUGUCUCGAGCAGUCAUGUCCUUAAUGCACAGGAAUUUUGUUUAGGCCCAAAG